UUUCAUAGCGCUAAAGCCCACUUCGUCAAAACCCAAAACUAGUUACCAGUACACCAGCGUCAAUCUAUCUCCGGCCACCAUCAACGGCGUUCGGGUCUGUAUUAACAGUCAGAAUUCUCCAAUUUUUUUGCCUCCAGUUAUCGUAUCACCGGCAAUUGAAACUUUCACAAGAUGGUUGGAAUUCAACCAGAAAGAGAAGAUAAAGUGUCACUAGAGCUCACCGAAGAGAUUCUGCAGAGCAUGGAAAUUGGCAUGGUUUUUAGAGAUUAUAAUGGUAGAAUCAGUUCAAUGGAUUUUCACAAGACUUCAAGUUAUUUAGUGACUGCUAGUGAUGAUGAAUCCAUCCGUCUCUACGAUGUUUCCAGCGCUACAUGUUUAAAGACGAUCAAUAGUAAGAAGUAUGGGGUCGAUCUGGUUCGCUUUACUUCUCAUCCUACGACUGUUAUAUACUCCUCAAAAAAUGGAUGGGAUGAAUCUCUGCGGCUUCUCUCCUUAAAUGAUAACAAGUACUUGCGGUAUUUUAAAGGUCAUCAUGACAGGGUUGUCUCAUUAAGCCUAUGCCCUCGCAAAGAAUGCUUUAUCUCUGGCUCUCUUGAUCGGACUGUUCUACUUUGGGAUCAGCGAGCUGAAAAGUGUCAGGGUCUUUUACAUGUACAAGGAAGGCCUGCUACAGCUUAUGAUGAUCAGGGGCUGGUAUUUACUAUUGCCUUUGGAGGAUACAUAAGAAUGUUUGAUUCUCGCAAGUAUGAAAAGGGUCCUUUCGAAAUUUUUUCUGUUGGGGGAGAUGUAUCUGAUGCACAUGUUGUAAAGUUUAGCAAUGAUGGGAGACUUAUGCUCCUUACAACUAUGGAUGGGAAUAUUCAUGUACUUGAUUCAUUUCGUGGCACACACUUGUCCACAUACAAUGUGAAGCCAGUUUCUACCAACUCUACAUUAGAAGCAUCUUUCAGUCCUGAGGGGAUGUUUGUUGUGUCAGGUUCAGGUGAUGGUAGUGUUCAUGCUUGGAGUGUAAGGAGUGGGAAAGAGAUAGCAAGCUGGAUGACUUUUGAAACUGAGCCUCACGUGAUAAAAUGGGCCCCUGGAAAUCUUAUGUUUGCAACUGGAUCUUCCGAGCUAUCUUUUUGGAUUCCAGACUUGUCUAAAUUGGCAGCUUAUGUUGGAAGGAAAUAGAACUUCAAUAGCGAUGCGAUGCCUCUAAAUUUUCGAGCAUCAAGGGCUCAUGAGGUCUUGUUUAGAUGAUGAUAUGAUGAAGGAAGCUAAGCUCUUAUGCAGAAGUUACAAAUAACUCCAAGGAUCAGAAUCUCAAGAUUGUAUCCAGUUACUGGAAGUUCAGGUACUAAAAUGUACAUACAAACAGCGUAGAUUUACAUUCGAGUUUCUACUAUCUUCAUGUCUUAACAUGAUUGUAAAUAACAAGGAAAGCAAUUGAAAUGUGCUUAAUUGGGUUAUUUCAUUCAGAAUGCAAA
Molecule: messenger RNA, 1466 nt
Organism: Mercurialis annua (annual mercury)
Lineage: Eukaryota; Viridiplantae; Streptophyta; Magnoliopsida; Malpighiales; Euphorbiaceae
Product: protein ANTHESIS POMOTING FACTOR 1
Exons: 12
Coding region: 172-1170 (332 amino acids)
Cellular component (GO): Set1C/COMPASS complex
Molecular function (GO): chromatin binding; protein binding
Source: RefSeq, a predicted model, not a curated record